AUGGACCAACACUUAGUCAGUCCUCAUGAGGACGUUAGGCCAGCGUCAUCCAACGACACUCUCCGGGAGAAGACGAUUCAAGAACAGCACCACCAGAGCGACGAGACAGACCUGGAAGUCAGCGAUGACGGGGUCAACGAGCUCGUUCGUGGCUACAGCUUAGAGCUUGUCCGCACGUCCACCCGUCCGAACAGCUCCUUCGUCAACCCCUUCCUUUCCAAGGAUCCUUCUCUCGAUCCCAGCAGCCGCGAGCAUUUCAACGCCAAGAAGUGGACCAGGUCCCUGCUCCAGCACUCUGACCACGACCCCGAAAAGUUUCCCAGAUUAGAAGCUGGCGUCGCGUGGCGCAACUUGAGCGUCCAUGGCUUCGGUACCGACACGGACUACCAGAAAGAUGUUCUGAACGUCUUGCUCCAAGGCCCCAUGAUGAUCAAGCAGUUCUUCAGCAACAGGAGGCAGAAGAUUGACAUCUUGAGGGAGUUUGAUGGUAUUGUGAAGAGUGGUGAGAUGCUUCUGGUUUUGGGACGACCAGGAAGUGGAGUUUCGACUCUGCUGAAGACCAUUGCCGGAGAGACAAACGGCUUGCAUCUUGAGUCGCAUUCACAUCUCAGCUACCAAGGCAUCCCGAUGGAGACCAUGCACAAAGCAUUCCGAGGCGAAGUCAUCUACCAGGCCGAAACCGAUAUCCACUUCCCUCACAUGACGGUCGGGCAGACGCUUCUCUUUGCCGCUUUGGCCAGAACACCCAAGAACCGUCUGCCGGGUGUUAGUCGACAGAGAUACGCUGAGCACCUCCGAGACGUCGUGAUGGCCGUCUUUGGUAUCUCCCAUACUAUCAACACCAAGGUCGGCAACGACUUUGUGAGAGGCGUCAGCGGUGGCGAGCGUAAGCGAGUGAGUAUCGCAGAGGUCACCCUCAGCCAGAGCCCGAUCCAGUGCUGGGACAACAGCACCAGAGGCCUGGACAGUGCUACCGCUCUCGAAUUUUCCAAGACGCUGCGGUUGUCUACCAAUGUCGCCAAGACAUCAGCCGUCGUGGCCAUGUAUCAGGCUUCACAGCCGGCAUACGAUGUGUUUGACAAGGUCUCUGUUCUCUACCAGGGCAGGCAGAUCUACUUCGGUCCUACGGAACUCGCCAAGCACUACUUCGUCGAAAUGGGCUACGCCUGCCCCGACCGCCAGACCACCGCCGACUUCCUAACAUCUCUCACCAACCCCGCCGAGCGCGUCGUCAGACCUGGCUUCGAGAAUAGGGUGCCCAGAAGCCCAGACGAGUUUGCGACGGUGUGGAAAGGAAGCCAGCUGAGGGCUCGUUCGAUGGAGGAGAUCCACUCAUUCGAGGAGCAGUAUCCCAUGGACGGCUCAGGCGUGAACAAGUUCUCUGAAGUUCGCAAGGCGCACAAGCAGUCUCUCACGUGA
Molecule: messenger RNA, 1419 nt
Organism: Colletotrichum chrysophilum
Lineage: Eukaryota; Fungi; Ascomycota; Sordariomycetes; Glomerellales; Glomerellaceae
Exons: 3
Coding region: 1-1419 (472 amino acids)
Molecular function (GO): ATP hydrolysis activity; ATP binding
Source: RefSeq, a predicted model, not a curated record